Schizophyllum commune H4-8 is the source of this 1110-nucleotide messenger RNA. RefSeq lists its product as uncharacterized. The transcript has 3 exons. Lineage: Eukaryota; Fungi; Basidiomycota; Agaricomycetes; Agaricales; Schizophyllaceae. Bases 37 to 1005 code for a protein of 322 amino acids. Gene Ontology annotation, molecular function: protein binding. The record is from RefSeq and is a predicted model, not a curated record.
CGAGUGCAGCAUCCGCGUCAACCCAGAGCCCUCCACAUGAGCAGCCCAAUCCAGAUCCCCGAGCUGAUACAAACCAUCUUUCGCGCAAGCCGGGAGGACAUUAGGCCUCGGCGGGAUUUAUGUCACUUCGCGCGAGUCUGCAGAGCUUGGCACGACGUUGCAAUCCCUCUGAUAUGGGAAGAGCUCUUUGACCUGGCCCACUUGCUCCAGCGACUUCCCAGAACUGCGCGGACGGUCCACGUCACAGGAGCCUACCUCGGCCGACAUGGAAACAUCGGCAUCGCCUUUCCUACUUUUGACAUUGCUCGCCCUCUAACCAAGGAGGACUGGGCCCCGGUGCUCGAACGGUCCCGCUUCAUCAAACACUUCGGCUUCACAGAAUUAUUGUCGGAGCCGCGCAACUAUUCCCCAGCUACCAUCGAUGCCAUACUGCAGUGUCCAUAUCCCCUAUUUCCCAACCUGCGAUGGUUGAACAUCAACAUCCGCAAUCCAACCGAGCAGCAUACCGAGCUCGUACAAUCAUUUUUGAGCCCCACUGUAACGGCGCUGGUCGUCCAAUCUCAUUCUGCCAAAAUACUGGGGAACUGUAACCUGCUUGCUCGCAGAUGCCCUUCUCUCCGUCGUAUCCAACUGGAUGUGACGAAUAGCGGUGUCACUUCUGUGCCCUCCAUAGAGAUAGCGGACGCAGUCGCGGCGUGGUCUAGCUUGCACAGCGUGGAUCUCAAGAUUGAUGCUUGCCAUCCGAACCUUCUGCCCUCGCUCGCGCGCAGUAACAGCCUAGUUUACCUCUCUCUCUGGUUCACUGAUGGCGCCGGAGGGCCCCUAUCGCUCAGUGAACCCGUCACCUCCAGUUUCACGGCUCUGCAAACAUUGAAGCUCCGCAACGUGUCCGUGAGCCGGGUCUGUGGCAUUCUCGCCGCGCUAGACGGCUCGCCCAUCGAAACAAUAUGCCUCGCCCCCGUCCUCCUCCACCAGUCGCAGGACAACCUCCGCCGCGUCCUCUAGUCCAUCCGCGCCCACUGUUCGCCCGGAACAAUGCGCGAGGUGGAGAUCUACUUCGAAGGCCUCGACGCCGCCACAGUCGACGGCGACCACUGGCUCCGCGCGCCG